Messenger RNA from Chrysoperla carnea, 3348 nucleotides. RefSeq lists its product as uncharacterized. The record is from RefSeq and is a predicted model, not a curated record. Gene Ontology annotation, molecular function: DNA-directed DNA polymerase activity; nucleotide binding; DNA binding. Gene Ontology annotation, biological process: DNA replication. Bases 1 to 3348 code for a protein of 1115 amino acids. NCBI's taxonomy places the organism in Eukaryota, Metazoa, Arthropoda, Insecta, Neuroptera, Chrysopidae. The transcript is spliced from 3 exons.
AUGACUGCUAAUAAAUUGAAUAUUGGAGAUGGAUUGAAAAAUUGCAAUAUUGCUGUUCGACGGAUAUGUAAAAAAUUGAAAGCUGCAAAAUCUGUUGGUAAAAAGCAGAAUUUGUUAGCAAACUUGGCUCUUGUAAAAAGUUAUCGUUGCAAUCUUAAGUGUAUGUUAAAGCACGGAGCAGGUGUUCAAAGUCGAAAAGAGACGGCUGCAAAGAGAGUACGAUGGGAUGAUUCCCUAUCUGCAUUUGAGAGUCGGCUUAGAACUGGUAUUAUUAGUAAUCUGAAACAUAAAAAUCCUAAAGCAUUUUUGAAGGAUUGUGAAGCACUUUUUCGACGAAGAAUAAGUAACGUUCUGAAAAUUCAUGAAGCUAUAAAAGUUAACGUUAUUUUCUGUGGAGAAUUUCAAAUUGUAUCUGCAAACAAAAUGAUAACUGAACACAAAUACUUCACUACUUCAAAUAAUCCAAUAUAUCAGAAUACUGAUGUGAAUGAAUGGUUUGGGAAGAAUGUUGUCGGUCCGAUAACACGUGAUUUGGAAGAAUUCGAGGAACGCAACAGUGGUUGGACUUUAGUAAACAUUAUUAACCUUGGUGUUAAUAUAAAUAAAUAUACACCAUUACUUGGAUCGUCAUAUAUUGAACUACCUACCCAAAUCAAACGACUAGAAGCUUGUAUAAACGUAAAGAAUGAUGAUAAUGCAUGCUUUGCGCGUUCUGUGACGUCAGCAUUGUAUCCUGUUGAGAAGAAUCAUGAUCGAGUAUUAAGAUACCCACAUUAUUCAAAGAAUCAUUAUGAUGAUAUUGAGGAUGAUUGUAAUGAUAAUUUAUUACCUACUCGUUAUCAUUACGUUUGGAUUAAAAAUCUAUCCCGUUUGGUUUCAACUCAACUGAAUAAACAAGGUCACAAAAAGUUUUUCUGUGAGCGAUGCUUACAUUAUUUCUACACGGAAGAAAAAUUGAACACCCAUUAUGAGAAUUGUAAGAAAAUAAAUGCCUGUGCGAUAAGAAUGCCGAAAGUUGGAGAAAAUAUUUUAAAGUUUAAAAAUUUUAAAAAUAAAGAGAAAACACCUUUUAUUAUCUACGCAGACAUUGAAAGUGUAUUGGAACCAAUGGAUGAUAAAAUUCGAUAUCAAAAACAUAUACCUGCUGUUGUGGGGUAUUAUUUUAAAUGUGCUCAUGAUGAUUCCCUAUCUUAUUAUCGUUCAUAUCGGGGAAUGGAUUGUAUGGAUUGGUUUACAAAGGAAUUGAUGCGAAUAUCUGAAGAAGUAGAAACAAUAUUUUUAUGUUCAUAUGAGAUGGAUCCAUUAACUAUCAUUGAAGAGGAAGAUUUUCUAAAAUCAUCAUGUUGCCAUAUAUGCAAUAAGCCGUUUGUUGAUGGAGAGAAAAAAGUUCGAGACCAUUUUCAUCUUAUGUCGAAAAGUGGUGGAUAUAGAGAUGGAACUAAUUAUAGAGGUCCCGCACAUGAAUCAUGUAAUAUUAACUAUCAAGACAGUCAUGUGGUUCCUGUAGUUUUCCAUAAUAUGUCGAAUUAUGAUGGUAUAUUGAUUGUGGAGGAUGUUGCAACAAAGAUUGGUGGACGCGUUGAACUACUACCUGUUACUAAAGAAAAAUAUAUUUAUUUUACCAAAAACAUUGAUGAUUCAUCUAUUAAAUUCCGUUUCAUAGAUUCGUAUAGAUUUUUAGCGUCUUCCCUCGAUAAGCUAGCAUCAUACUUGUUGGAAUUUCCCAACAUGAGGAAGCAUUUUUCUAAAAUUUCGGAAAAUCAGUUUCAAUUGUUGACAAAGAAAGGUGUAAUGCCAUAUGAUUUUGUUGAUUCGUUUGAUAAAUUUAAUUGCACUCAACUACCGAACAUAGAAGCAUUCUAUAAUCGAUUGGAGGAGAAACAGUGUUCUAGACAAAUGUAUCAUCAUGCGCAAAACGUUUGGUCAGCAUUUAAUUGUUCAAAUUUAGGUGAUUAUGUAGAUCUCUAUAUGGAAACGGAUAUAAUGCUACUUACGGAUAUUUUCGAAACGUUUAGAGCAACCUGCCUGUCUACAUACAACCUUGACCCGGGAAAUUACUAUACAUUAGCGGGAUAUACGUGGGAAUGUAUGUUGAAGUAUACAAAUAUUGAGCUCGAAUUGUUGACUGAUAUAGAUAUGAUGAUGUUUGUUGAACGAGGAAUUCGCGGUGGUUUGAGUCAAUGUAUGAAACGACGUUCUACAGCGAAUAAUAAAUACGUUUCAGGAUUUGAUUCAUCCAAGCCUGAAGUGCAUUUACUUUAUUUAGACAUUAACAAUCAAUAUGGAUGGGCGAUGAGUCAGUGUCUUCCUUACAGUGGUUUUGAGUGGUGUGAUACAAAUAUUGAUGUUUCAAUGAUUUCGGAUGAUGCCGAUAAUGGAUAUUUCUUAGAAGUUGAUUUCAAAUAUCCUGAAAAACUUCAUGAUAAACAUAAGGAUUUACCUUUUUGCCCUGAACAUAGAUCAGCACCUAAUUCUAAACAGAGUAAAUUGAUGGGUACUCUUCAUGAUAAAGAGCGAUAUGUAAUUCAUUAUAGAACAUUGAAGCAGGCAUUAAACAAUGGGCUAAAAUUAGAAAAAAUUCAUAAAGUUUUAAAAUUUAAACAGUCGCCUUGGCUUCAAUCAUAUAUUGAUUUAAAUACCAAACUACGAAAGAAUGCUAAUAAUGAUUUUGAGAAAAAUUUGUAUAAAUUAAUGAACAAUGCCGUCUUUGGAAAAACAAUGGAAAAUAUUAGGAAACAUUCUAAUGUAAAGCUUGUUACAAAAUGGGAGGGUCGAUAUGGGGCAGAAGCUUAUAUAUCUAAACCCCAAUUUCAUUCUUGUACAAUUUUCAAUUCAAACUUGGUGGCCAUUGAGUUGAAAAAGAUGGAGAUAUUCUUCAAUAAGCCUUUGUAUAUUGGUAUGGCAAUCUUAGAUUUAGCUAAAACUACAAUUUAUGAUUUUCAUUAUGGCUAUAUGAUUCCACAGCUGGGUGAUGAUUCUACCGCUAUCUAUACAGAUACUGACUCGGUUAUUUACGAAAUUAAAAACCAUGAUCCUUAUGAAAUGAUAAAAAGAGAUUGUCACAAGUAUUUUGAUACCAGUGAUUACCAUCCUUCUAAUGUUUAUAAUAUACCUUGCGUUAAUAAGAAAGUGCUUGGUAUGAUGAAGGAUGAAAACAAUGGAACUCCUAUGACUCAUUUUGUAGGAUUACGAUCAAAAUUAUAUACAUUAAAAAUAGCAACCCCUCUAGAAAAACAAACAAAAUCGCUUGAUGAUUCUAUAUUUAAUCAUGGGAAUAUUAAACAAGAAUCAAAUAAUCUUGGGUUAACAAAAAAAGCUAAGGGAGUUAAAAGAUGGUCUCGCUUGUAA